AUGUCGUCCACAGAUGCAUUCGAAGAGUCCAAAGAUAAAGCACUUGAGGUGAUCGCCACUUACCUCACAGCCGAUGAAAUGGUCGAUUUCGGGGAAUACAACAGCCAAGGCACCCACGACCCCGAAGACCGGGAGAAGCUCAUGGAUCUUACCAACAAGCACCAACAGGCACUAUAUCAAUUGGGUCAGGCAAUGAUUGACUCGGAAGUUGAGGGCGAAGGGGCGCUCGAGGUCUUUACAGAUAUGUUGGCGCUGACCGAGGAGGCUCUGAGGCAGCUCAGGGAGACGGAGUCGCCUCGGGAGUCGGUGGUGGAUAUCCGUGAUCGGGAUUAG
Diaporthe amygdali is the source of this 333-nucleotide messenger RNA. RefSeq lists its product as uncharacterized. The transcript has a single exon. The record is from RefSeq and is a predicted model, not a curated record. Lineage: Eukaryota; Fungi; Ascomycota; Sordariomycetes; Diaporthales; Diaporthaceae. The coding region runs from base 1 to 333 and encodes 110 amino acids.